GAAGAUAUGGCGACUAGCGAACCAGUUAGUACAGCUGUAGAGAAGAUCAAGAGGCAUCGCAUUGAGUGCAGCAUCUGCCACGAAAGAUAUCAACAGCCCAAGAUAUUAGAAUGCCUGCAUAGCUUCUGUGGGCACUGUCUGCUGAAAUACUACAGCACGAAGCAUCAGGGUUCUACAACAUUUUCUUGCCCUGUGUGCCUACAGGAGACGAAACUUCUAGAGGCGGGAGUGCAGGGUCUGCAAACCAACUUUCAUCUGAUUGGUCUGGUUGAGGAGCUUGCACUUCAGGAAAAGAUAGUGGGAUCGGCUGAUAUUGGUCUUCUGUGUGAUAUUUGUGAAGGGGGCAAGGAGGCAACGCAGCGAUGUCUGGACUGUGGUCAGAAUUCGUGCUCAGUCUGCAGUAAAAUACAUCUUCGGUUCGCUUCCUCAUCAAACCACCAGGUUGCUCCAUUGGAUGACAUUCGUGAGGGGAAAGUUACACUGGUGAAGAACCAUAAGAGACAACACCCGAAAUGUCCGACCCAUGAGGGGGAAGUGGCACGGUUCUUUUGUACCACUUGUAAAAUGCUGAUCUGCCGAGAUUGUGCUGUCGUAAACCAUUGCAAACCAGAACACUCAUAUGUUGAGACAGAUGAGGCCACAUCCGUUUUCAAGCAGUCAUUUGCUGAACUGUUUACUCCACUUGAAAACAGUAUGAUGGAACUCCAGAAAGCACGGGAGAAUGUCUCAAGAAUGAAAGAACAUUUGGGUGUCACAGCUAGGAGAAUCACGACAGAAGUGAAAGACAGAGCAGAUGAGAUACGAGCAGAGGUAACGGCUCAAGAAAAUCGCAUCCUCGACGCCAUCCAAAAUAUCCAAACAGAUCGUGAACAAAAACUGGACGAAUGUGAGAAAACUAUGGGCUUGGCGGAGGAGCGAAUUCGGUACUCCUUAGACACAGCCAGAGAGGUGGCAGGGACUGCAUCGGGUAGUGACUUCCUCUCACUUCAACCCACAAUCAGCAAAGGCUUGAAAAUAUUAGCCGGGCAGAAAACUCCCAGAGUUGACGACAGGCUUGUGUUUCUGACAUUUGAAAAGAAUGAGGUGGUUGGCGACAUAAAUCUGGGUAGGCUGGUGGUAGGAGGCAAGUGGGAAUUGUGUCGUGAGUUUGGUAGAAAGGGACGCGGCCCAAAAGAGUUCAAUGUGGCUUGGGGCAUUGCUGCUCGUCAUCCUGAUGAGAUUGCAGUGACUGACUACCACAACAAACGAGUAGUGGUCAGCAGCAUCGAUGGCAACCAGAAGACCACGAUAAAAUUGCAAGGAUAUCCACGCGGCAUCGCAGCUACACGCACCGACAAUCGCUUGGUCGUUGUUGAGGAACGUGCAUCUAAUGUGAAGGUAUUCAAUAGCGACAACACGCUGGCAUUCGAGUUUCCGACGGUACUGCCGAAUGAGGCCGGUAAGCCCAUUGUGAACCUCCAGAGUGUGGCAAUCAAAAAUGAUGGUGCCAUUGUAGUGGGUGAUGUCAGGAGAAAUGUGUUGACUGAGCACAGUCCCUCUGAUGGUCAGCUCCUACGUACCAUAAGAACCAGGAUUAAACCUUACUUUCUAGCUGUUGACAGUAGGGAUCGAUUUGUAAGUAGUGAAUUAUCACAGGUAGUGCAUGUUGCUAAUGACAAUGGUACUACAAACUGCAGCAUAAAACCAACCAUCAAUGGUAAACAGGUAAAGCAAUGCAACGGCAUUUACACCGAUAACUCAGGUUUCUAUGUUUCAAUGUUCAAUGGUAUCAAUGACGGUCAUAUCCACCACUAUGACCAUCAAGGUGGCUUCAUCAAGUGCAUCGCACAGGCUCUGCACUCGCCCUGGGGAAUUGCAUUAACAUCAAAUGGGCAACUGGCAGUGGCUGACCAGUUCUCAGUUAAGAUAUAUCACCAGGUGUAAGGGUACAUUGUAUAUCGAGCAUGAUAUCUUCAACAAUCAUGUCGUGAUUUUCAAUCCAAUGAAAGUCAUGAAAUACUGAUUAAACAUGUAACAAAGAUUACAUACAGAUUUAAAUGGCGCCCCUAUUUUGUAAGGAAGUUCUGCAUGAUGCAAUUGACAGCCCAAUUAAUAAGCCAAAUAAAUAAGCUUUCUUUUAGCACAAGAUUUAUUCAAAUCACUUAUGCACCUUUCGAGUAACGGAAUUUGAACACAAUCACACUUUUAAAAUUUUGUCCACGGAUAAUAUUUAAGGUACGCGAUAUUUCAGUAAAACGAAACCUUGUAGUAUAAUGGAAACCAUUUCAGAAUAAUCACUUAAGUCUCUGGGUAGCCAGGUGGAAGGCAGGGGAAUACUAUAAACUCUUGACAAUAAAGCAUGUUGUUUUAGCAUUGGAAGCAGAGGGUGUUUAAAUAAAGGUUACAUUUUUGAUAUGUGAAACUGUUUACGUUUCGCUGAAAUAUCACUUACCUUUACUGUGAUCCGUGGACAAAACUAUAAAACUGUGUUUGUGAUUUAAAGUCCAUAACUUGAAGAGUACCCGAGCAAUAUGAUAUGAUGUAUUCUUUUACUUAAAGAAACUAAUUAAUUGGGCUUUUAAAUUAUAGAUGAUGAACGCGCUACAUGUAAUACAUAUUUUGUUUUUUAAAUAGGGGGCACCAUUUGGGUUUCCUUUUUUUUUUAACUCACCCUGUAUACAUGUGUUUUAGCUCAAAAUACGGCAUAAGAUUAUUACUGGUAAUAGUUUGAAUUGCUUAUCAAUGGACUUUACGACAGCAACUGUAGUUUGUUCCCACGUCCAGUCUGAAUUCCUUUCAACUGUGGGAUCUUAUUCGAUUAAAUCUACUUAAGCGAAAAACAAAAGUACGGUAUGAGAGAGGAAUGAAUGUGAAGAGCAUCGUACUACAGGGUGUCCAAAAAAAUUGGUGAUUUGAAUCCCCAGCGCAGUUGGCAAAUGGAG
Molecule: messenger RNA, 2921 nt
Organism: Patiria miniata (bat star)
Lineage: Eukaryota; Metazoa; Echinodermata; Asteroidea; Valvatida; Asterinidae
Product: tripartite motif-containing protein 2-like
Exons: 2
Coding region: 7-1923 (638 amino acids)
Molecular function (GO): zinc ion binding; protein binding
Source: RefSeq, a predicted model, not a curated record